Messenger RNA from Aphidius gifuensis, 1092 nucleotides. RefSeq lists its product as uncharacterized. The transcript has 2 exons. Lineage: Eukaryota; Metazoa; Arthropoda; Insecta; Hymenoptera; Braconidae. Bases 1 to 1092 code for a protein of 363 amino acids. The record is from RefSeq and is a predicted model, not a curated record.
AUGAAGGUCUUGAUUUUGGGAACAAGUUCAGCAGAUCAAUGGGAAAAAGAAAUAAAAAUGUGGUCAGUUUUGGAAAUACGGGGUGGCACUGUUAAAUUAGGUAAUGUCCGUUUUCGUGAUCCAGCUGUUCAUGACAUGGAGUAUUAUGUUCAGUCGUCAAGUGACAUUACCAUCUUGGGGCAAUAUAAUCCUGUUAAUCAACUACCGAGGACCAUUACAAAAAAAACAAUUGAUUUAUCAGACGUCAUGUUUGAAAAUGGAUAUGUUGAAAUCGAUUGUUACAUUCAAACCCAGCCACGUACUGUUCAGAUGUAUCGUACUUCGUGUGGUCAAUGUCAGGUAACAGAUGGUUAUUACCGACUGACAAUAAAUAUUGUGGAUUAUACCCCAAAUGAAAAAUUGGUCAUGGGCACACCAAUCACCAUUGCUGGUGAAUUCUCACAUGAUUCAUCAUUUUUUUCGAUUUCCAACAUGGACGAUAUAUCAAUUAGAGAAGGAGGUGCCAUAAUGUCCGCAGACGAUUUGCGUGCCGGGUUUCAUCCAGUUAUCGCUUUGAAAAGUCGUCGUAUUGAUACAACAGCUCAACCUGUCGUGCAAACUGUACAACCUGUUCAACUUGCACAACCUGUUCAGCAUGUUCAAUCUGUUCACAUUGCUCAACCUAUGCAACUUGCUCAACCUAUACAACCUGUUCAAACUAUGCAACCUAUUGAGCAAACUGUACAACCAGUUCAACUUGCACAAUCUGUCCAACUUGCUCAACCUAUACAACCUCAACCUUUUCAACCUGUUCAAACUAUACAACCUGUUGAGCAAACUGUACAACCUGUUGAACUUGCACAAUCUGUCCAGCAUUAUGUUCAAUCUGUUCACGUUGCUCAACAUGUACAACCUGCUCAACCUAUACAACCUGCUCAACUUUUACAACCUGCCAAAACUAUUAAACCUGUUGAACCUAUACAAGCUGCUUCACCUAUUCAACCUGUUGUUAAACCUGCUAAUCCUCCUGCGGUUCAGCUUGCUGAUCAGCCAAUGGUUCAGCCGACGAUUGGGAAAAAAAGAAAAAGAAAUUCAACUGGCAUUAUGAUUUAG